AUGGAAGCUUCCAGUGGAAAAGAGUCAUACCACUCACACAACUCGAACAAAGAGUCUCCUCACUUAAACCUGCAAGGGAACGCCAUAAACAAGAAGAUGCAAAGGAUGAUUCACUUUUUGAAGAACGCUAAACCAGAAUUGGUUCCAGACUUGGAGCUUUUUGUAAUGUCUGGUGAUCUGAAAAGCCCGAACGAACUCAUUUACUAUAAGCCCUCGAGCGAAGAGCUUGGGGUGGUACAAUUACCUCUCGAUGAGGGUCCAUUUGUUGAAAUCACCAAAGCACGUCGUUAUUGUAGAGCAGCCUUGAGGACCAAAGAUUUUCAGAUUUUGUGUACGGACAAGGAACCCUUACAGGCGUUUACGCUACUAGGGCAGGAGAUUGACCUCAAACUCGAACUGUUCAAGGAUGUGCUAGAAACUGCAAAGCAGGAGUCACCAUAUGGCUAUGAAAUAGACUACAGCAGCUUGUUUGAAGACAUCGCUUUUUCGGAGAACUACAUUUAUUUAGGCACAGGCUACUUUGGACCGCUAUUUAGGGCACCGUUAAGUGAAUUUGUUUCAGGGAAGGCGACGUAUGAGAAAAUUGCCGAGUGUAACUACUUUGAAGAUCUAUCUGUGGAAGGAGAUCUUGUUUCUUUUGCCGGGGAGCGAGACGUUUUUGUUAUAAAGGAUUCAGAGCUUUCCAUUUGGCAGCAAGAACAUACCGUGUACCGUUUGUUUCGUGUCGUUGAAGGAAAUACUGCAAUAUUUGCAGCUGUCACUGAAAACACAAUCGAAAUCAGGAGUCUUGAUAUUGGAAGUCUACGGUGGGGAGAAACUCUCAAAAUUCCAUGCACAGGGUUCCUCCAGUGGUUCAGCUUUCUUCACGGAGGGCUUUUGGUCGUGGAGGAAGGGAUCGGGAAGUUCGUUGUUGUAGAUAUCCAUGACGGCAACGUGCAAAAGUGUCACUCCACUGGGUUCGAAGGUGUUCAAAAAAGAGAACACUUCAACCAGGUCCUUUUUGAUGAAGUGCACGGAUUAGUGUACUUACUGCUGAGAGAGGGGACAUACUCCACCAGGCUUUAA
Messenger RNA from Candidozyma duobushaemuli, 1065 nucleotides. RefSeq lists its product as uncharacterized. The record is from RefSeq and is a predicted model, not a curated record. The coding region runs from base 1 to 1065 and encodes 354 amino acids. The transcript has a single exon. NCBI's taxonomy places the organism in Eukaryota, Fungi, Ascomycota, Pichiomycetes, Serinales, Metschnikowiaceae.